This is a messenger RNA of Panonychus citri (citrus red mite), 2544 nucleotides long. RefSeq names its product ectonucleoside triphosphate diphosphohydrolase 5-like. Gene Ontology annotation, biological process: nucleoside diphosphate catabolic process. The transcript has 2 exons. Lineage: Eukaryota; Metazoa; Arthropoda; Arachnida; Trombidiformes; Tetranychidae. The record is from RefSeq and is a predicted model, not a curated record. Gene Ontology annotation, cellular component: membrane. Gene Ontology annotation, molecular function: GDP phosphatase activity; UDP phosphatase activity. Bases 289 to 1959 code for a protein of 556 amino acids.
AAACGAAUAUUGGAAACUGCGCAUGCGCACUUACGAUGUUAUGAUUUUUCUCGAUCAUUUAUAAGGCCUAAUGUCUAAUUAGUUAUUUAUUAUAAUUGUUCAUCUAAUUACUCUUAGGUUUCUAAUUGUAAAUUUAAUUGAUUGUUACACUUUUCGUUUUGGUGAAUUGUGCUUCAUGGUCAAUUCAAUUUGCGUUUUCCAUCAUUUUGGUUAACUCUUUUUGUCCUUUGUUAACUGUCAAUUUAAAUAAUUUACAAUUAAUUAGCUGAUUAUUUAUAUACUAUAACCAUGACCACCACUAAACGUUUACAAAAUGAUUCUAGUAAGACAAUUUUGUCAACUAGUUCUGCUGCUACAACAGCUUCACCUUCAUUGGUUUACAGACGCUUAUCCAAAGGUAAUAAUAAUUCAACCAGUCAACUUGAUUAUAAUCCAAUGGACAGGCUACCAAGAAAUCCGACAGUAUUGCCACUUAUUCUUGUGAUAUCAAUCUAUUUAAUUGUAACUUUUAUUACCGUUGGUUUUGGCCCGUUUGCUUUACCAUCUCUUACUUCAUCUUCAUCAGUUGUUUCACCUUCAUCACCUUCAUCUCCGGAAUCAUCAUUGAUUGAGAAAAGAAUCGACCCAAAGAAUAUCGUCUCUUCUAGUCGAUCAAGUCGACUUAUUGAAGCUUCAACCAGUUAUAAGACUCAUUCAAUUGUCUUUGAUGCAGGGAGUACCGGAACUCGAAUUCAUGUGUUCACUUUUAGGAUAACAAAUCUACGAAAUGGUGGUAAAAAGGUUAAAUUGUUGAAUGAAGAUUUCAAACAAGUAAAACCAGGCCUUUCAGCCUAUGCUGAUGAACCAAAAGAGGCUGCCAAUAGUCUCAUUCCAUUACUUGAAAUUGCCUUUAAACGUAUACCAAUUAGUAAAAGAUCAUCAACUCCAUUGACAGUUAAAGCAACGGCUGGUCUUCGUUUAUUACCUGGUGAUCAGGCUGAUGCAAUUCUUGAUGAGGUUGACACAUUCCUCCGUAAUUUGGAUCAUCCAUUUAAGAUGGAAUCUGAUUCCUCGGUAACUGUCAUGGAUGGAGAAGAUGAAGGUGUCUUUGGUUGGUUUACUAUUAAUUUCUUAUUGAAUCUCUUAAAUAAUGAUCUCAACUCUGUGGCCCAUCUCGAUCUUGGCGGUGGAUCAACUCAAGUCACCUUUCCACCCAUAAGAGAGAAAACUGUUAAUGAAUCACCUGAAGGAUUUAUAGUUGAACGUAAUCUAAUUGGAACAAAGAAACAACUUUACACUCAUUCUUACCUUGGCUUUGGUUUAAUGUCUUCACGAAAGGGUAUUCUUCAAAGAUCUUUGACCAAUGGUACUUAUGGUGGAAUGAGUAAGAAUAAUAUUAUCCAUGUUAAUCAUCCAUGUUUCCUGGAAAAUACAAAGACAAGUUGGGUUUUUGAAGGUCGAACUUAUCUUAUUGAAGGAGUCGAAGGUGAUUGUUUCAAAAUUGCUCGAGACUAUGUCACUAAUCAAGGUGGUUCAUCUAUAUUUAAUCAUCCACGAGAAUUAGUUAAUCGAGAAAUUUACGCCAUCUCUUACUAUUAUGACCGAGCUUCAGACGUUGGACUAGUUAAUGCAACCCAAAAUGGUGGAGGCCUCAGGGUAAAAGAUUAUUAUCUUGCCGCUAAAAUGUUUUGUGGUUCACAAUUUGACAAAUCUGAUCCAAACACCAACAGACAAAUUGUAGCUGGACAACCUGAUGUUCAAUUCAAUUCAAAUUUCAUGAUGUUCAAUGAUGCACCAGUUCAGGGAAUCAAUGGAAUCUUUGCUGAAAAUCCUUUCAUCUGUUUGGAUCUUGCGUAUAUCACUAAUCUUCUUAACGCUGGUUACGAUUUAGAUUGGCAAAAGGAGAUUAACGUUGUUAAAAAAGUUAAAGGGGUUGAAUCAAGUUGGGCUCUAGGAGCUGCUGUUAGUUUGAUUAGAUAAUUACUAUUUAUUGAUUAGCUUAAAAGAGAAAAUCUUAAUCCCUACCAAAGGAAAUUAAGUUCUUACAUCUUAUAAAUAAUUAUUUGUAAAUUUACAUUCUGAUUUCCUAAUUCCCCUUUCAUCUCUUUCGUCGAAAUUAAUUAAUAACUGUAAAUAAGUUCUUAUCAUCAAAUGCUCAUCACCAACGCUUCCUCAUUGUUAAUAGAGAUCAUCAACCAAAAAAAACAACAAUUAACCACCAGAACACCAAAAAAAACCGAAUCAAAAGGAUUGAAAUUCAACACAUUCAGUUAGACUUGUUUAGAUAAUUAUUUGUUAAUUGUUUCCAAUUUGUGAUGUAUUAUUGAAAAAUCUUGCCUUUUAUGUUGCAAUUGUUAUUGUGAUGAUUGAAAACAAUUGUAACAAUUUUACUCUUUCUCAGUAAUAAUUGUCAUAAAUUGUCAAUUCUGAAAUGGUUUUCAGAGCAAUCGCCAAAAAAAUUAACUACAAAAGUCAUAAUCAAACCAAAAAAACUAAUAAACAAUUAAAUGACUAAAAAUAAAUACGAAACAUCAAAAUUAAUUUGAUUGUUUAACCAAAUCACAA